AUCAAAGAAAUAGCCUUUCUUCCUCUCUCUCAGAUGUUCCCUUGGUCUGCUAUGUUCUCACUGGAGCCAAAGGUGCCUGGCCAGCGCACUCCGGAGGAGCUGGUCACAAACACCCUGAUGUUGGAACUGGGUGCCAUGGUGAAGCGUACUGAACGUAUCUGUUUGGAGAGGGCCAGCGAGGUGCGUCGCAGUAGCAAAUCCUCAUCCUCACCAGACUACAGCUGGCUGGCUGGGCCUCGACCCCAUGUACCCUACGAGCUCACGCCUAGAGACGUGGUGGACUUGCAGGAGCUCUGUUCACGGAUCCCACCUGCACAGUGUGGUCCUGUCAUUGUCAGAUUUCGUAAUCUAGUGUCUGAGAUUGAGCCCGAAGUGCACGAGGUCCCUCAGCUGUUCCGCUCGGUGCUGAGGGCCUGUCUGGAUGAGGAGCAAGCUGAUGAAGAGCUGCAGGUGCGCGCAGCCCAUUGGGAGAAGCGGCGCAGUAAGAGCCUUUCAUUUGUCACCUUCCGAUCCAAGUUCCGUGCGCUUAGCCGUGGCGUGGGCAGUUUCGGCGGUUCUCGUAGCAACCUGCAGGAGGAAAACACAUGGUCUGAGGAAGAAGAGGAUGAAGCGGUGGAGCAGGCGAUAUCAGGGGCGCCACGGCCGAGAAGAGGGAGGAGCCACAGCAUGCCAGAAAUAAUCCCUACAAAUGGCUCUGCUUAGAGCUGCAGAGUGAGGAGCAAGGGAAUAGGGAACAGGGCAGUGUGGAGAGGAGAAGGGAAGGAUGGACAUCUAAGAGAGUAGCAAAGUGUGUACGAGAGCUUGUGCUUACAUUGUUAUUCACACUACUAUCUACUUAUACCAAAGAUCAAAAGUAUGAACAGUUGAAACCUAGUGACUUUUUGCAUAUUUUUUUUUGAAGAUUUGUUUAUAAUUACUGUACAUAAUUUCCAAAGUUUCACAUGAAUAAAACUGCUUCUACCACAGCACUGUUGAAUCCUCAAAUCUGAUUGGUCAGAAGGUGUUGAUUAAUUUUCUACAACAGCAACUCUGAACAUAGUGCCUGCUUCCAGGCUAAUCACAUGUUUAUAUGAACAUGCUUAUUCUAACACCUUAUCAUUCUACAUGGUAGUAGCUCAUUCACAGGGACUUGUAUGGCAGACGCACCACAUAAUCUAACGUGUAAUAAUAAAUGAAUGCUGUUAUUGGAAAACUUCAGGCUGUCACACUACUCCGUUUGUUUUUCCAUCACUUAUACUGUCCUAAGUGUUUAUGUAUAGUUUGUGUCAAGUUUAUGUCCUGAAUGCACAGCAAAGUUUAUAAUGUUAAACUACAUAGGUGAACUGAUGAAUUUCCCUACAAAGAAAAAUAAUCCAGGUUUGUAAAUGUGUUUUUAAUAUGCAGUUCCUUUCCAGAAAUCAGUUACUAUGUUCAGUUCUUACUUAGCCAAGUCAUUCAGCUCAAAAAAAAAAAAAAAAAAAAAAAAAAAAAAAAAAAAAAAUCAUGAAACAUACAUGAUUUAAAAAAAAAUAAUAAUAAUUGCUCAUUAAAUAAUAUGCUGUACACUGGUGUAUACAGAUUGAAUUGUCUAAUGAAAGCACUGAAUGAGAAACUGAAGGUUGAAAUACUUCACAUAUGCUCAUGUUAAUAUCUAUUGAUGCCUUAAUCUUUUAAUAUUUACUGCUGAGUUUGUUCCUCAUAAUAUAAACGUGGGUAUCUUACAAACUCUGCAUUCAUAGUGACCGAGGACCCUAAUGUAGCUUGAUCCAAAGCUUUACAAUUUCACAUUACUGUUUUAAAAGUCAUGCUUUUGUUUUGGUUCACUUUAAGGUUAACUCACAACUCGUCAACACUAAAAACAGUCUUCAUUUACACUAUGCAAAAGCAUAAAAUCAUGAGACAAGAGUACCUAGCUUGUUAUAAGCUUUGGGAAACACAAGUUUGGAAAAUAAGGAACUCUUUCAACAAUUUACAGUAAAAAGCCAUUACAAGGCCAUUAUUAGUUUUAUCAAAGGACUAAUUCUCCUUUAUACAAACAGGAGACAGACUGACAACCAUGUAAGUUAGAAUAUUUAGCAUAAGGAGACCUGUACAAGUGAUCAUAUUAAUUUAGG
This is a messenger RNA of Ictalurus punctatus (channel catfish), 2093 nucleotides long. Its product is annotated as RD3 domain-containing protein. The transcript is spliced from 2 exons. The record is from RefSeq and is a predicted model, not a curated record. NCBI's taxonomy places the organism in Eukaryota, Metazoa, Chordata, Actinopteri, Siluriformes, Ictaluridae. Bases 34 to 702 code for a protein of 222 amino acids.